GAGAGGCCGGAAUGGCAACGCACUACAGUUCUGGCCAGUAUGAAGACGCCUACAUUGCCCGGAAUUUGCAGAACUGGAACCUUCCUAGAGUUUCCAAAGAGCAUCCUUCUGCCCGGGAAGGUUACACCCAAUUUAUAGCCAAUGACAGAGGACACCUGCUCCCUUCGAUCCCGCGCUCCAAGGCUUCCCCCUGGGGUACCUAUAUGGGCACAUGGGAUAUGCCACUAAAGAUCCCUCCGGCCAAAGUGAACCUCACGACCCGCUCCGUCAACGCGGCUGCCCAUCUCACCGAGUGGAUCAGCAAGUCCACGGCCCUGAGCAACGCCUGCAACGGCUUCUGCCCCCAAGUCACCGGCAAGCCAAGCGACCCCCCGGCACGUAUCGCGAAGGAGACUUCUGCCAAAGGAGGUCAGCCCUCCACCAAGGGUUCCGAGUGUCCCAGUUUGGCGGGGGAAAUGCCUGCUGAAAAAGAAACUGAGCACAGGGGAGCUACCACACCCAAGGGUCCCCUCUCCCGCCAGCCCGGUUCUAUUGACGUCCGGCUGAAAGAAGACUCUUCGCCUGAUACCCAGGCCUCCCAGCAGCUGGAGGCCAAGGAGCAAACGAGAAAAAGAAACAGCGAGAUUCCCAUCUCCCGCCAGCCAGGCUCCAUGGAUGUUCGUCUGAAAGAGGCUGCAAGCCCUAAAAUCCCUAGCCCAAACCGCCCCAGCUCAAGAGAGUCCAUGCCCAGGAGAGCCGUCUCGGCAGACGCCUCGCCAGCGGGUUGGCCCAGGUCAGCGGAAGGGAAACCCAAAGGUGUUGCCACCCCUGAGCUAUUGGCUUCGUACCGCACGGGGUCGAUGGAAGCCAAUCCCAGAAGUGGCCGUUCACCCGAGGCUGUGCCGUCCAGCCAGCCUUGUAACAAAGGGCAGACACGGUUCAGAUGUUCGGAAGAUCCCGAAGGAAACAGAUGUGGAUCGGCGGGAAAGGGGAGGCCUCCCUCUUGCCUAGAAGAACAAUCCAGUUAA
Molecule: messenger RNA, 1007 nt
Organism: Elgaria multicarinata webbii
Lineage: Eukaryota; Metazoa; Chordata; Lepidosauria; Squamata; Anguidae
Gene: CFAP126
Product: cilia and flagella associated protein 126
Exons: 5
Coding region: 12-1007 (331 amino acids)
Biological process (GO): cilium organization
Cellular component (GO): ciliary basal body
Source: RefSeq, a predicted model, not a curated record